UUUUACUCCGAUAUUUUGCAAUUCGCGACGCGAUCCGUCUCUCGCUCGAUCGCCAUGGCGGCCAUGAGUGACACUGGCUCGAGCUUGGCGCAGUGGGCCGAGCUGUACCACGACGCGUCGGCUGCUCACGGCGGCGUGGUGGCGAACGGUGCGGCGGCGGCGGCGACGAGCCCGGCGUCGCCGGCGGGAUCGACAGGCGGGAGCCCGACGCGGGCGCCGGGGGUGGAGGGGCCGCGCGUGGGGAAGCCGGCGAGGAGGCGGUCCAGGGCGUCGCGGCGCGCGCCCGUGACGCUGCUCAACACGGACACCACCAACUUCCGCGCCAUGGUGCAGCAGUUCACCGGCAUCCCGGCGCCGCCCGCGGGCGCGUUCGCGGGGCCCGGCGGCGUUCCGGUCAUCAACUUCGGCUCCGACUACGGCUUCACCGGCGCCGUCCUUCCCUUCUCCGACCACCUCCAACCGCGCCGGCCGACGUUCCAGGACCACCAACAGCUCCUCCGACCGCAGCAGCAGUACACCGGCGCACCGUUCGGUUACGGCAACCUGCAGCAAGCCGGCGGCGCCGGCACCGGCGCCGGCGACAUGUUCAGCCACGCGCUGAGCUCGGCCGAGGACAGGUUGCUCCUGCAGAGCCUCCAGUCAGCUCAGAUGCCUACUUCCGCCGCUAACCACAGCGCUAAUGGUUACUUCGCCUAAUUAACCAACGGUUAAUCGAAGACACAUCACAAGCAAAGAAGAUUCAUGGACCAGUUGUGUUUAACCCCCUACAAGUUAAUUUUACCCUCUCCUCGAUCGUGUGCAAUUUCUUUUCUUCUUAUUACUUUCACAUGUUUGUUCAGUUAAGAGAGAAGAUCACUAAAAUCAGCUGAUCAGCUAUCCAUGCUGCAGCGAUGUAAAUACUCCUAAUUUUUUCUUCAAUUCGAUUUCGCUCUUUGGUCACUCUCAUAGCCCAUGUGUGGAUUUUGACAAGCAGUAAAAAAAAAAAUUCUGC
This is a messenger RNA of Oryza sativa Japonica Group (Japanese rice), 991 nucleotides long. Its product is annotated as VQ motif-containing protein 22. The record is from RefSeq and is a predicted model, not a curated record. Lineage: Eukaryota; Viridiplantae; Streptophyta; Magnoliopsida; Poales; Poaceae.